Molecule: messenger RNA, 672 nt
Organism: Mollisia scopiformis
Lineage: Eukaryota; Fungi; Ascomycota; Leotiomycetes; Helotiales; Mollisiaceae
Exons: 3
Coding region: 1-672 (223 amino acids)
Source: RefSeq, a predicted model, not a curated record
AUGUUCUGCUCCUCUCUUCGAAAGCGUCCUGCUUGGGCUUCUCUUCCAGCUACUCUUCUCUCUCUUCGUGAUCCGACCUGGAAAGAGACGACUCUCGAAGCCCAAGAUUUGCAAAUUCCUGUACCUCGACAACACCAGAGAGGUCAGGUAGAUCUCUUCAAUAUCAUCCUACUGUCCGCCUCUGAUAUGCAAGCUUCCGCAGAUGCGAUCGCUCGCGUUGAACAGCUUUACCAUAAGACAGGUGGCAGGAAUAUUGGCGUUAUCUUCUUGCUUCAAGAAAAGCCACCACAAGGAAAUACUACAGCUAAUUUCAUGGAGCUGCAGAUGGCUCUUCAAAACUUAGAGAUUCCAAUUGUACCUCUAGCCACAAUCUCUAACCUCCAAACGACUCUCUCUGCAUUCCAGCGACAACUCUUUCUCAGCCGGUCGAGUGCAGCUUCAGCUUCGCCUCCAAAUCCUGCAAUGAGCCUGCUACCAUACUGCUCCACCGGUCACAUCCCAGAGCAUGCUCGCCAUGUUCUUAGUGAUCUCUGUCACAGCAUUCCAGACCUGGCUCAAGCUGCCAUGACUCGAGACGGACAGAUGGGUCUCCGACAAUGGUUUUCCGACUCGAUGCCACAGGUAGCUGAGGAACUUAUUGCCUUCUGGGAGCAGGAAUUCGUCGUGGACUGA